Paramacrobiotus metropolitanus is the source of this 893-nucleotide messenger RNA. RefSeq names its product dehydrogenase/reductase SDR family member 11-like. The coding region runs from base 81 to 860 and encodes 259 amino acids. Lineage: Eukaryota; Metazoa; Tardigrada; Eutardigrada; Parachela; Macrobiotidae. The transcript has 5 exons. The record is from RefSeq and is a predicted model, not a curated record.
CGAAAGACGUUUGAACACUUUCACGAGAUACGUCCGAUAUACUUGUAUGAUUGUAGCGCAUUUAUUUUCCUGAUAAAAUUAUGGAACGCUGGCGAGGUCGAACGGCCCUAGUUACCGGUGCUUCAUCCGGUAUUGGCUACGCCAUCGCCGAAGCGUUAGCGCAGAAAGGAGUGAAAGUCAUCGGUUGCGCCAGAAACAUCGCGAAAAUUCAGGAAAUUGCCAAAAAAUACAAGGGGGGACCCGGGUACCUGGAAGCCAUCCAAUGUGACAUCAGCAAACCUGAACAUAUCUCGGCAAUGUUCGAGCAGAUUGUGAAGCAGCACGGGUAUGUGGACGUUCUCGUGAAUAAUGCUGGUCUAAACCAUAUGGAUACGUUGAUGGCGGGACGAACCGAGAAGUGGCGCGAAAUCUUUGAAGUAAAUGUCCUCGGACUGUGUAUCUGCGCCCGGGAAGCGCUGAAGCUGAUGCAGAAUAAUGGAAUCAUGGACGGCAGUAUCAUUAAUAUUAACAGUUUAUCCGGCCAUGCGGAAUUUCACUUCCCAGAAACGCACUUUUAUUCUGGAACCAAGCAUAUGGUCACUUCGCUAACGGAGUCACUGCACCGUGAAGUUCGUGCCAUGGAACCGAGAAACAGCAUCAGAAUAACGGAUAUAAGUCCUGGAAUUGUUAUUACGGAGAUUACGGAUAGAUCGGCGAGUGACGUGGAUCAUGCAGUGAAACCACCCGCUGCUUUUACCGCCCAAUACCAGAAAUUGGAUGCCAGCGACAUUGCGGACUGUGUCGUGUACGUGUUGUCGGCGCCACAACAUGUCAAUGUUAAAACUCUCAUCGUAUGCCCCACGCAGCAGCCAGAAUUGUAGGCUGGUAUGAACUAUGGACACUCUGACAGUACG